AUGGAAACCGUUAAACCCAAAUCAGCACUCAACAAUAGGAGUAAGAAACUGGCCAAGACGUUCCAGAAGGUGAUCAGCCUCCGAAGUGCAACCAAACUCGCUUCAAACAAUGGCAUUUGCAUGCUCAACUCCCACCUCAAAGUCAAGGAGGAUCUCUUCUCCGAGCAUCAGACCAAACCCCACCAAGGAAAUAGCAAAAAUAGAGCAGUUAUGGAGGCUCUCAUUGCAAGACUCUUCGCUGGGGUCACCACCAUCAAAGCAGCAUAUGCAGAACUCCAAAUGGCUCAGCACCCUUACAACAACCAGUCCAUUCAAGCCGCGGAUCAGGCCGUGGUGGAUGAACUCAGAGCCAUAUCAGAGUUGAAGCGCAGGUUCUUGAAAAAAGAGCUUGAUCUUUCACCCCAAGUAACCAUAAUGCUCGCGGAGAUUCAAGAACAGCAGAGCCUGAUGAAAACCUACGAAAUCACCAUCAAGAGGCUCGAAGCAGAGGUCGAUUUCAAGGACUCCAACAUUUUAUCGCUCAAAAAACACCUCGAUGACUGUGCUUCCUUCAACAAAUCACUUGAAAAGAAACUCAACUCGAGUGGCUCAUUGUCACUGUUCGAUAACCUCACGCAUCCAGCGUUGAGUCCAACUCACUUCGUCCAUUUUCUUCACCACGCUUUGCGAUCAGUUAGAAGCUUCUCCAAAUUGAUGAUGGGGGAGAUGGAGUCUGCUCAUUGGGAUCUAGAAGCAGCCGUCAAGUUCAUCCACCCAAAUGCAGCUUUCGCCAAACCAACUCACCAAAGCUUCGCAUUUGAAUCCUUUGUGUGCAUAACAAUGUUUGAAGGCUUCAACAAUCCAAACUUCAGCGUGCAAGAAGACCCACCUCAGAAACACUGGCACCAACAAGCACAAAACUUUUACUUUGACAAAUUCAAAAAGCUCAAGUCUCUGAACCCGAAACAGUACUUAACCCACAAUCCAAACUCCUCCUUCUCCAAGUUCCUGAAAUCCAAGUACCUUCAAGUGGUGCACGCCAAAAUGGAGUGUUCCUUGUUUGGCAACUUGAACCAGAGGAAGAUGGUGAACUCUGGAGGGUACCCAGAUUCUGCUUUCUUCAUCGCCUUUGCAGAGAUGGCAAAGCGCGUUUGGACCCUGCAUUAUUUGGCGCUAUCCUUUCAAGACGAUGUUACUGUUUUUCAGGUCAAGAAGAACACGAGGUUCUCUGAGGUGUACAUGGAAAGUAUCACAGAAGAACCUGUUUCAGCUUCGGGAGAAUCCUCUGAUUCCAAUUCGAGCGAUCUUAGGGUGGGUUUCACGGUGGUUCCGGGUUUCAAAAUCGGUAAGACAGUGAUUCAGAGUCAAGUUUACCUCUCUCUGGUGGGUUCUCCGGCAAGUUCCUAA
This is a messenger RNA of Sphenostylis stenocarpa, 1386 nucleotides long. The record is from the annotation of a GenBank genome assembly. NCBI's taxonomy places the organism in Eukaryota, Viridiplantae, Streptophyta, Magnoliopsida, Fabales, Fabaceae.